UGUGUUGGAGAGUCGGGAGGACAUAACGGAGACGGCUCCGGAGAUCACGCACAGACGCAGCUUCACUCGUGAGAUGUGUGUCGGAUCCAGAGGUGUCCCCACAGAUGCGGCGCUUUCACAUCUGGACUGUUCCUCAUCUGGGAGGCUGGCGCGCCGUUUCCCGCGGACGAGCCGAAAAAUGUCUCAUUGUUUGAAUACUUGAGGAGUGACGACAACUUUCCUCUUUCCGGACUUCGGCGCACUAAUCACGGAGGAUGAAACGUGGAAAAGGAGCGCAGCGGAUUUAACAAUGCGAACAGAUCAGAUCCCCGGUCGGGAUUUGCAGUUUUGAGCAGCGGCAGGCAGUUUGGGGUCUCUGCAGCGGGAGGGGAGGGGGGGACACCGAGCAAUGCUGUCUGCGGAGAUGCGCGGUUUGCUGAGGUUCAUGUCCGCGGAUGUUGCAGCUCGCUCGGGCUGCGCACGGUGCCUCUGGGCGGCUGUGAUUGGACCGGACACAGACUGGGGCUGACUGAUGUUUGUCCGAGAGGAAAUGUUUCGGGGAGGAGAGCAAUAUGAGUUACGGGCGCACGCGAGCAGGGGGGAGAUGCCAGUCUUCACGAGCACAGGUAUCACUAUGAGGACGGAGGAAAACGUGCAGGCAUGAGGAUUUUUUUCUCUCCUCUUGGAUUAAAAUGCAAAACAGAGGGGAAAGAUGUUUUUACCUUGAGACAUUUCUGUAGAUUUAAUGCGUUUUGUUGCCUUGUUGUUAUAAGAUUUGUACAAGUGGAUAUGGAUUGUGUUCGCUCUUGCACUAAAGUUUUUUCCCCUCUUCUUGACUAUCAUGCAUGGGACUUUGAUGUUGCAUCAUUUGUCUUAUGAAAUAUACAUUUUUUUGGACUCUCAGAAAAUAUAUUUCACCUGGACUUUUACAUUGAAAUAACACCUGAAGUUAUGGGACAUUCCGACAACAUUUCCAAAGCGGAAAACAAGCUGUUGCCUGAUUUUGAAAUCCGGUAAAAUGUAUUCACACAUACCCGGCAGCAUGGCAGUGAACUGGGUGGUGUAUUGUGUUUUUUUGCUGCCGCUGUUCGCGGUGGGGACAGCUUUCUCUGGGGUCUUCAACGCCACAGACAGAGACGUUUUUACAGAUGAUAUGCUGCAGGUCAAGCUCACACACAGCAGAGCGACUGAGCAGUGGAAACUCCAGUCUGCUGAUUCCCACCCCAACCUGUAUUUUAACCAAGUGGACGUGCUGCACUUGAGGCAAAGGUCCUCCACCACCCACAGUCACAUAUUUAAAGUCAUCCGGGCGGCUGCGCUCACCAUGCUGUCUAAUGUGGCCUUUUACAUGCCUCCUGUGAAACAUGCAGAGUUUACAAGCAAGUGGAAUGAGAUUUAUGGGAACAAUCUGCCCCCCCUGGCUCUCUACUGCCUGUUGUGCCCAGAGGACUCUGCUGCCCUGCAGUUUCUUAUAAAGUUUAUGGAUCGGAUGGCUGAAUACCCAGACUGGAAGGUGACCAGUGCCCCCAACGACGAGGUCCCCAUGGCGCACUCUCUCACCGGGUUUGCUACUGCUUAUGACUUUAUUUACUCCUACCUGGAUGAACAGCGGCGGGAUGUUUACCUCAAGAAGAUUCGCUCUGAGACAGAGGAGCUGUAUGAGCUCUCUAAGUACAGGGGGUGGGGGAAACAAUAUCUCCAGAAUCAUCAAACCACGAACAUAUUAGCCGUCCUGACUGGUGCAAUCGUGGUUGGAUCGCAUGACGACCCAGAGUCGAUGAUCUGGAAACAGGUGGCAGUGAACUACAUGGAGAAAACUAUGUUUCUCUUGAACCAUGUUGUCGACGGGUCUCUGGAUGAGGGGGUAGCCUAUGGGAGCUACACAGCCAAGUCCAUCACGCAGUAUGUCUUCUUAGCUCAGCGCCAUUUCAACAUUGACAACUUGCAGAACAACUGGCUGCGGGGACACUUCUGGUUUUAUUACGCCACGCUGUUGCCGGGGUUUCAGAGAACAGUCGGCAUCGCAGACUCCAACUACAACUGGUUCUAUGGGCCGGAGAGCCAGCUGGUUUUCCUCGACACGUUCGUGAUGAGGAACGGAACCGGCAACUGGCUGGCUCAACAAAUUCGAAAGCACCGACCCAAGGACGGUCCCAUGGGGCAGUCGUCCGCCCAGCGCUGGGCUACGCUUCACACAGAAUACAUCUGGUACAACAACCACCUCACGCCGCAGGCUCCCCACGACUUUGGCAAAGCUAAGAUGCAUAUUUUCUCUAACUGGGGUGUGGUUACCUACGGAGCAGGGCUACCCAACGCUCAGGGUAACACAUUUGUCUCCUUUAAAUCUGGCAAGCUGGGUGGCCGUGCAGUCUAUGACAUUGUCCACGACAAGCCUUACUCCUGGGUGGAGGGCUGGAACAGCUUUAACCCAGGUCACGAGCACCCUGAUCAGAACUCUUUCACAUUUGCUCCUAAUGGACAAGUAUUCGUGUCUGAAGCACUUUAUGGCCCAAAGUACAGCUAUCUUAACAAUGUUUUGGUGUUCAGUCCGUCUCCCACCAGCCAGUGUAACAGCCCGUGGGAGGGUCAGUUGGGGGAGUGCGCUAAGUGGCUGCGCUGGACUGACGAGGGCGUGGGCGACGCGAGGGGGGAGGUGAUUGUCGCCUCCUCCCACAGGGACACCAUGUUUGUGAGUGGGGAAGCGGUGUCGGCUUAUUCCCCCGCCAUGAGGCUGAAGAGUGUGUUCAGAGCCUUGGUUCUGCUCAACUCACAGACUCUGCUGGUGCUCGACCACGUGGAGAAGUGGGCCGACUCGCCUCUAACGUCCCUCAGCGCUUUUUUCCACAAUCUUGACAUCGACUUUAAGUACGUCCCUUUCAGAUUCAUGGACAGAUACAACGGCGCGAUGAUGGAUGUGUGGGACGCUCAUUAUAAAAUGUUCUGGUUCGACAGCCAGGGUCACAGCCCCGAUACCAGGAUACAGGAGGCAGAGCAGGCGGCUGAGUUUAAAAAGAGGUGGACUCAGUAUGUCAAUGUCACUUUUCCAAUGACGGGCACAGUCAGCAGGGUAGCUUAUGUGCUACAUGGACCGUAUGUCAAAGUGUCCAACUGUAGGUUUAUGGAUAAUAGCAAAAACGGUGUGAGACUUUCUUUAACCAUAAAUAACACAGAGAAGAUAGUUUCUAUUGCUACAAACUAUAAAGACAUAGGAGCUAGGUUGACUUAUCUAGGAUUUGGAGGUCACGGUAAAGUUGAGGACAGGUAUCAAAUCACUCGAUACGGCCUUGGGACGCAACUCAUCCCCAAACAAAUUAGUAGUGAUAAUCAGCUGUUUGACUUUGGGUUCACAGUCAAUGUGAUAGCAGGGGUCGUUCUCUGCGUGGCCAUCGGGUUUUUGACCAUGCAGAGAAAGUUUUAUGUCUGCUUCAGCAGGCUGAUGCGUUACGCCCUCCUCUCUGUGCUCAUUCUGUGGAUAGCAGAGCUGCUGUUUGUGUCUAACAGCUGCGAUCAGCUUCUCUGUGGGGUAAAAUGGAAAGGUGCGGGUGCCAAAAGCGAAGUAAACAAACAAAUCAGACUGUACGAGCAGCACCGGCUCCCCCUGCCCACCGUCGUCAUAACAACCCUUCCCGGCUCUGGAUCAGAAAUACUCAAGCACCUUUUCUACAACAGCUCAGACUUUGUUUACAUAAGAGUUCCCACCGAGCACGUGGACAUUCCUGAGACCGAGUUUGAGUUUGACUCUCUGGUCGACGCCUGUGAGUGGUCAAGGUCAGACGCCGCGCACGGACGGUUUAAGAUUAUUCAGGGCUGGCUGCAUUCGCUGGUCCACAACACUAAGCUGCACUUGCAAAAUAUUCAGCUGGUGGAGGGCAGCAGGGUCAAACAGCCCCAGAGACUCGGCCCCUCUAGGGACAGAAAGAAAAGAUCCAGGCGGAGAGAGCCGGCGUCUGAGCUGAAGGGCAAGCUGAGAGCCAGCCUGGACAGAGAUGCAGAGUAUGUUAGGGAGAUGAGGCGCCAUGUUGCGGAGUACCCUAACGCCCGGGUGGUCCUCAACUUGCGGAGUGGAAGCUGGGCGCUCAAACUGCCUUUCAUUCAGGAAGUUGUGGGACCUUCCCUCAGGACAAUCUACCUGGUGAGAGACCCUCGAGCGUGGAUUUAUCUCAUGGUUUAUAACAGCAAACCCAGCCUUUACUCCCUUAAAAACAUCCCGCAGCACCUUUCCUUGAUAUUCAAGGAGGAUGUCAGGGAUGGGUGCCCGACUGUGGCGCCGGAGUUUAGGAUCAUUCAGAGGCUGCUGUCCCGCUCAGAGACAAACCCCAUCCUGAUACUGGCUCAUCUGUGGCUGGCUCACACCGCAGCGGUGCUGAGGGUCAGCGAGGGCCUCCCCGAGGAGUCCUACCUCCAAGUGAGGUUCGAGGACGUGGUCAACUACCCGCAGGAGACGGCGGAGAGCAUUCACACCUUUCUGGGGGUGCCUGUCUCACCCGCAGCCCUCAACCAACUGAUAUUCACCACCUCCACGAACCUGUACAAUCUAAUGUACGAGGGGGACAUUUCACCAGCCAACAUUAACAUGUGGAGACAAAAUAUGCCUCGAAAGGACAUCAGACUCAUAGAGGACGUGUGUGGGAGUGUGAUGAAGAGGCUGGGUUACACCAGGGUUGCCAGUUAACGCACUGCUGCUGGUCAGCUGGUAUGGAGCUGUCUUGUUUACUGUCUCUUCGAGUUUCAAAAAGUUUAUGUUUUUUUUGCACUGACCUUAAAUUUAAGAAGAUGUUACAAGUUGAGGAAAAACUGGGUCGUAUUUCUGCCUGUGUUUUCUUUUUGUUUGUUUGGGUGUAUGUCAGGUGUUGUACAGACUACAGCAACAGAUGUUUGUGAGGGAGGAAUAUUUUACAUUAAAAUAGGCGGAAGGGAGCUGAUGUUGUUAUUAUCCCCCCCCCCCCCCCAGCAGCCCUUCACACUUACUUGUAGCACUCUUUUAUUGAAUGAGACUUUAGACCUUUGCUGUCUGACAUGCAGAGGAGCACCACUGACUUUCAGCAUAAAUUUCAUGUUUCUGCAGCGUCCUACAACAGCUCAGUUUCUCAGAGGAGAUUAAUUCCUGUAUGUCUUAGUAAGAGAUGAGAAAAAUGAGAGCUUUUCUCAUCCCUAAUCUGUGAUGUCAGAGAGGUGUUUGUGCAAAAUCAAUAUCUGUUAUUACUGGCAUUAUUUUUUCGCAAAGGGAUCAAGGGACGUUUCCUUUUUUGGAGCAGAAAUGUUACGAAGCUCAUUAACAAGUAGGACUAUUUACUGACAGUCCUCUAAUUUGUAGCUUCGGGUGAGAAUUUCCAAGGACUAAUUUGGCUGUCGUGAAUUUAAUAUCUGAGCUAAGUGUGCGGAUUCCCUUUAAAACUAAAAAAGAAGUAAUGCUGCAAUGUAUAGAUUAUUUUGCAAAGUAGAGAAUAAGAUUAUCGCGGUGCUUUAUUGCUCUAAUAUAGACAUAUGAAUGAUAUGGAUUGUAUUUUCAUUACAGCAGUAGAGAGACUUUAUUUGAAGCUCAAAGAUGUCAUGACGGUUUGGUGGCUUAGCACUUUCACAGGGACUUCUUUGAUUGUAUGUGGGAUUCAGUGCAUUUUCCAAAGCUAAACUUUACUGUAAGCUUGGAAGUAUAAAACCUCUGAAGAUAUAUAAAUCUCAGAAGAUGUUAGGUCUAGAAGAAAGAAAGUUAGGAGUAUUUAUGGGUUCCAAAGACACAUAUCCCAAAGGAUCAGGAAUGAAUAUGAUUAUUAUAACUCCCUUUGGCAUUUAUUGAAUUAGAUCAGAGGGAAGUGCUUAAUAGGGAUCAAACUGAAAAAAAAACCUGUCAGCCUUGACACAUUUCUAGUCAAAGCAAUUUCCAAAGCAUCCCCCUCAGCUACUCAUAUUAAUCUGCAAAAUGCCAUAACUGAGUCUCACCCUGUGUUUUAUGGCCGUGCUAUCUCCACUAUGAAGGCGAACGGCACAAGUUUCCAUUUGCUGUCGUGGUCAAUCAGAUAUCCAAUGAUCUUUUUGGGCCUUUGUCUUGAAAGAGUUCAGCGAGCCGUGGACUGAACAGGGGAUGAAUAUUAAGUAUAGCUAAAGGAAAAGAAAAAAAAAGAGACCAUUUCUACUCUGUGAUGUUACGCUCUUUGGCCUGGGCAAAAAUGUACGCUCCUCAGUAACCCUUGAUGCUGUCUCGCUUCAACAUUUCUGUACUGUAAAUGGAUCACAUGUAACAUGCAGAUGGUUCACUCAAUUAUAGACUUUCUAUUGCAUCUGUACACAAAAACACAUACUGUGCUCAUUUGGAAAUAUCCAUCCUUCCUCAGCUAGAAACAGUCCUGUUUGUUUUCUUCUCUAUGAACACUGAAACCCUUGACUGCCUGGAAAACCCGUUUGAUGUUUGUGGUCUUUGAAUGUGUAGACUUGGCAGACAUGCUUUCACUUUGGUGUUGCAAUCCUGUUACCAACUCUGUUUUGUAUUUGCUCGUGGGGAUAUGGUUCCUUGCUUCUGUGGCCUUGAAUUACAAUCACUUCUUUAUAACGGUUUUCUGUGGGCUCUGGAGCAGGAGGUGGAGAUAAUGUAAAGAAAAUAAUAAAUUCAUAAAUAUAUCA
Chelmon rostratus (copperband butterflyfish) is the source of this 6594-nucleotide messenger RNA. Its product is annotated as dermatan-sulfate epimerase-like protein. The transcript has a single exon. The record is from RefSeq and is a predicted model, not a curated record. Gene Ontology annotation, molecular function: chondroitin-glucuronate 5-epimerase activity; sulfotransferase activity. NCBI's taxonomy places the organism in Eukaryota, Metazoa, Chordata, Actinopteri, Chaetodontiformes, Chaetodontidae. Bases 998 to 4651 code for a protein of 1217 amino acids.